GAGGCCCAAUGGCGACCCCCCACCCUGCUCGGUGCAGGGGCCCUACUGCGUGGAUGAGAACACGGAGCGAAGAAACCACUACCUGGACCUCGCCGGGAUCGAGAACUACACGUCCAAAUUCGGCCCCGGGUCCCCACCAGCGCAGGCCAAGCAGGAGCACCACAGCAGGGCCUCGCAUCUCCAGACCAGGUCGCGCUCCCAGGAGUCGGACGCCCACGCCGUGCAUCAGCGCAGGUCCCAGGUGCUGGCUGAGCACACCGUGCUGGCUGCGGAGCCUGCUGCCCGGGCCCUGGACAUGCAGCCCCGGCUGAAGGGGCAGGAGAAGCAGUUCCUCAAGUCCCCCAAGGGCUCAGGGAAGCCGCCUGGGGUGCCGGGCAGCAGCAAGCCAGGGAAAGCCUUCAGCUACCACCUGCCGACUGGCCCACUGCCCCCUGCCCCUCAGGAUAGCCACCAUCUCCCGCAGCCCCCACCACAGCCCCCGCUGCAGCCCUACGGACACAAGCGGUACCGGCAGAAGGGGAGGGAUGGCCACUCGCCACUCAAGGCCAUGCACGGCCAGCCUGCUGUCGUGGAGCACGAGCUGGUGCGGGACCUGCCGCCCAUGCUGGCAGGCGAGGGCUGCGCGGUGCCCGUGCUGCAGCGGCACGAACACCACCACCACCACGAACACCACCACCACCACCACCACCACCACUUCCACCCGGCCUAGUGCCGCUGCCCGCAUGCCCGGUGACAGCACACCGUGGCCCGCGCACUCUGGGGCGGGUGCAGCGCGCUCGGUGUUGGCGUGAGCUGCUGUCCCCAGCCCGGCAUCCGGCUCCAGGUCCCAGGUGUGGGCGUGGCGGAGGUGGACCGGGCCCAUCCCUCCUGCUUUCCUCUCUUCGAUGCCACGUGCAGACAAGACACUUGACCCCCUGACAUUUCCAGAUAUAAAGCUCUUCUCUGUAACCCAUAAAAACCAUACAUAGGUGUAGAAAAAUA
Molecule: messenger RNA, 981 nt
Organism: Galeopterus variegatus (Sunda flying lemur)
Lineage: Eukaryota; Metazoa; Chordata; Mammalia; Dermoptera; Cynocephalidae
Product: protein naked cuticle homolog 2-like
Exons: 2
Biological process (GO): negative regulation of Wnt signaling pathway
Cellular component (GO): cytoplasm
Source: RefSeq, a predicted model, not a curated record